AUGAAGGAUUCAUCAGCAUCGCACGCACAUGAAAUACCCCUGGGCACUUAUAUCUUCCGGAGGCUCAAACAGCUCGGCAUUGGCCAUAUCUUCGGCUGCCCUGGGGACUUCAACCUUCAGCUUUUGGACUAUCUCUACCCUGAAGGUCUUAAAUGGGUUGGGACCUGCAACGAACUGAACGGCGCUUAUGCAGCUGAUGGCUAUGCCCGUACCAAGGGUGAUGGAACUCCUGGCGUCGUCAUCACGACCUACGGCGUUGGUGAGCUGAGCGCAUUGAAUGGGAUAGCCGGAGCCUACAGCGAGCAUGUGCCCGUCGUCCACAUCGUCGGCACAACUUCGCGGGCGGCACAGGAGGCUCGCAUCAAAAUUCACCACACUCUAGGAGACGACGGUUGGGACCAUACGGCGUUCCAAGCAAUAUCAAAGCCGGUUCGGAGAGCGUCCGCCUUUCUCACCGAUGAUGCGACGUUUACUAAGGACGUUGACUUCGUCCUGGAACAGAGCGUUCAGACUAGACAUCCAGUCUACCUGUUUGUGCCGAUGGAUGUUCCGGACAUCUUCGUGGAUGGCAGCAGACUGGAAACUGUUUGCUUGAACAGGGAGAUCAUCAACGGUACUGCGCAUGAACCCGAAGAGCAGGAAGCCGUCGAGGCAACCAUGCGAGCCCUGUCAUCAUCACGCAACGGGGCGCUUUUGGUCGACGUUCUGGCGCAGCGUUAUGGACUCUUGGACCAAGUCGACCAGAUCUCUCAAUGCUGGGGUGCAGCAACCACAUUUAUCACGCCCCUGGCCAAAUCGUUCUACGACGAAACGAGACCUUACUAUGGUGGACUCUAUAACGGAGAUGUUCAGGAUACGGUGUCUCUGCACCCGGAUUACGUUAUUGUGCGCGGUGUCAGAUACAACAUUAGCUUCGUCCCUGUGGUCAAAAUGAUCGCCGCAAAACUGGGCCGAAACGAGCACAGCUCAACCCAUCACCACAUAUCUCCUUCUAAAAACUCCCAGCACCCAGCUAUGCCAGCCGAGGGUGACCUUGAUCACGCAAGGAUGUGGAAGACUCUCAGCCGUCACCUGAGAGAGGACGACUUCAUCGUUGCCGAAGUUGGCACCGCCCAGUACGGAGCACUCGAGCUGGAGCUAGGCCCUAGGAAUGGCUUCCUCACACAGCUGUUCUACAGCGCAAUAGGAUAUGCCGUUCCGGCGCUCCUCGGUGCUCUGUGCGCGAGGCGAGAACAAGGGGCAAGCGGCCGAGUUGUUUUCUUGGCCGGCGACGGAGGCCUACAAAUGAGUGUCCAGGAGAUAAGUACUAUCAUUCGACAUGGUUUUGCACCCACCAUCAUCCUGCUUGACAACAACGGAUACACAACCGAGCGCAUCAUCCACGGGCCCAACCUCGAGCACAAUGACAUUGCUCAAUGGGACCACAGCUUGAUGCUGCAUUUCUUCGGCUCUCAAGACUCCAACUACUACCAAGUGCGCAAGUUCGACGAAUUCGAGCAAGCCCUGCAGAAGCCCGCCGUUGUCGAGAGCAGGACACCGCAGCUUGUCCACUGCUACCUGGGAGAAACUGAUUGCCCUUCUGUGCUUGCUGCUAAAGCGCGCAUGGGCAAGGAGCGAAGCAGAGUGGCUUUGGCGAGAUCGGACAAAGAGUUUGGAAGGCGUCGGAAUGUGACACCAUGA
Molecule: messenger RNA, 1680 nt
Organism: Fusarium vanettenii 77-13-4
Lineage: Eukaryota; Fungi; Ascomycota; Sordariomycetes; Hypocreales; Nectriaceae
Exons: 5
Coding region: 1-1680 (559 amino acids)
Molecular function (GO): thiamine pyrophosphate binding; carboxy-lyase activity
Source: RefSeq, a predicted model, not a curated record